CGGACCGGAAUGCAUGCAUACCCGUCAAGUCGUCCUCUGUGAAUGUUGUUGCUAGCUAGUGUAUAUUUGUGUCUAGCGCUUUUUUUAAAAAACAAAUGUGUUAAUUGAUAUAUAUGAGGUAAUUGUGUGUUAAACGAUGACAUCCAGAGGCACCCCGAGUCGCUUCCUGCAGAGUGUUCUUCAGAACGGAGUGGGUCGCUAUGUCUGCCAGCUCAAACGACUCUCCAUCAUCUUCUCUAAAAAUGCACAGAGCUCGUUGGGAAUCAGGGAGUUCAUUGAAGAGGGAGUGGUGGAUUAUGCCAAAAACAACCCUUCAACUGUCGUUUAUGUGUCUCCUCAGUCCUGCAGGAUACCCAAAAUAGUUGCAGAAUACCUAAAUGGCAACGUGAGGGAAGAAAUCGUGACAAGCAAAACGUCGACACAGAUUUCUGAGGUUAUAACCAAGCUGACCAAUCAGUCUGGCCUGGACAUUAUACGCCUCCGAAAGCCCUUCCACACAGACAACCCCAGCAUCCAGGGCCAGUGGCACCCCUUCACCAACCGGCCCCCGUCCAUCGGCCCCAUCAGACCACAGAAACAAGAUGCUUAACAAGGACUAACCAACAUUUAGAGUCAAAAUGAGUGCUGCAUUCCAUAUUACUCAUGUCGGCAGCAAUUUGUUGGAUAUUUCUGCAGAAGACCCCGAAUAUCGACUGGGUAUUUUUCCACCAUGCCCUUUUGUCUGUUGGUGGCUCUAAAUGCCACAUUUGAAUAGACUUAACAUGAAUACUCCAGAGGCUUGUCAGCAGGCAUAUUAGAAAAGCAGAUAACUUUUUUUAAACUCAAGGUUGUUUGAAGAUUCACUGUAGUAAAGUGUGGCCGUUUAAGCAGAUGAAACUUUGUAUGAAAUAAAUCUUUAAAAAAUA
Eleginops maclovinus (Patagonian blennie) is the source of this 905-nucleotide messenger RNA. It is a transcript of the gene mrpl43, whose product is annotated as mitochondrial ribosomal protein L43. Gene Ontology annotation, molecular function: structural constituent of ribosome. Gene Ontology annotation, cellular component: mitochondrial large ribosomal subunit. The record is from RefSeq and is a predicted model, not a curated record. NCBI's taxonomy places the organism in Eukaryota, Metazoa, Chordata, Actinopteri, Perciformes, Eleginopidae. The transcript is spliced from 3 exons. Bases 137 to 589 code for a protein of 150 amino acids. Gene Ontology annotation, biological process: mitochondrial translation.